Pocillopora verrucosa is the source of this 1857-nucleotide messenger RNA. The record is from RefSeq and is a predicted model, not a curated record. NCBI's taxonomy places the organism in Eukaryota, Metazoa, Cnidaria, Anthozoa, Scleractinia, Pocilloporidae.
AUCUCUUUGAGAGAGAACAUGUAUCUGAAGUCUGGAAGCUUUUAAAGUAGGAAAGAUACUCAAGAAGAAACGUUAUUUCAGCUGCAACUACUGAUUGAAAAAUAUGUCGGCCGCUUCAGAUUAUCCGGAGAUCGUGCCAAAGAGUGCACCUGAGGCUAGAGGAAUAGACUUUUGUGGUACUAAAAAAAGCUUCUAUAUCAUCCGUUCUGAUGUGGGUGUCUACAUGAGUUGCGAAGAUAUUCACACUGGAAAACGUAUCAAGAUUCAUCGUUUAAGUGAGGCCUGUAGAUGGGGUGAUCACUACUUGGCCACUGACUCUUAUUUCUACAUCAUUAAAGGAGAUGAGUAUCGCAGAGUGACCGAGCUGAGUAAAGACGAGGACGCUGUGGUUUACUCUCUUCAUUGCAACUGUCGCGGAGGAAGCAGCUACUACUCUGCCUUUGGUAAUUGGUACAUCGUGUUUGCCAAGAGAGGCACCUACAGACGAGUGAGAAAUAUGAACAAAGAUGAAGACGCCGUUGAAUAUAAAAUCCACCAAGCGUUCCAAGAUGGCAUCUAUUACUGGGGUACCAAGAAUUAUGUCUACUGUCUGAAGCAGGCUGGAAAAUGGGGUGUCACCUAUCACAGAAGCACCAACAUGAACUUGAACAAGGAUGCUGACAACGUCACCGUUCACGAGUCAGUACUCAAGUUUCUCCCCGGUGGUAUGGCGCACAUCCAUGGAAAAGCGUUCGGGAAUUGGAAAGAAGUAAAAUGUAUUGAAAACGACACCAACAUUGCCAGUGAAUGGGAAAAAAAAAUCAAGAAAACUGUUGGAUUUGACAGGAGCAAAAUGUCCUCCAUAGAGUUGGAAUGGUCCAUCGAGAUGGGAGUAAGCGAAGAAGUUGGAAUCAAAGUCCAAGCUUCAGAAUUGAUUAAAGGUCUCUGUAAAGUUCAAUAUAGCCUCGACGGGAAGUUUGGCGGAAAGAUGGUCGACACAGAGCAGCUCAAGUGGAGUGUAACCACUGAAGAAGAAGAAACCCUGAAGCUGAAAAUCCCACCGAAUUCCAAGCUGUACGUUUGGCAGUUUCAAAUGGGCUUUGGAGAGAAUAUAAACUUCUUCAGUCGUAAGACUGCGAUCACAUACAGCCAAACGCCACCUAAGGAACCAUCAGACUACUUCAAGCAUUAGCCGUCAUCCUGAGUCGGGCUAAAUCGGCGCCUGUUUAAGAGUGUGUAAAAGUGUGACACAAACUAAUCUUAGUAAGAACUGUGAGUGCUAAAGUUUUUACUCUGAGUGGAAAUAAGUGUGUUUUGAAAUUUCUUAUCUUUUUCAUUACUCGUUGAGCAGUAUACACUACGCUUUUUGAGGAGUAAUUAAGUUUUUCCCGUUAACUAGAAAGUCGAUCAAUUUUUUGAGUAGACAUGAAUGCAAUGUUUUUGUUUCGGAGUCUGUCAUUUACACUUUAAUCAUUAUAUGCUGUGCUAGUUUGAGAAGCAACAAACCCUGUUUCAAGUAUAUAUACCGCGCUUGCAUGUUCAAAAGGUUACCAGUACUGCUGUUAAGCGUAAGACAAGUGAACUUUAGAACAUAAGUGCAUGUAUUUUUUAAUUUCGUGGCUAUCCCAGUUAUUUGUUCACUAGAAUAUACUACAUAUGUUUAAAAAGAUAUUAAAGGGCAGUUAAGUGUGAGACAUGCUAUUGCACCAAGGUCAGAAUUGUUAUUAAUCGAGUUUAGUUUGAGUGAAUAUGAAAGUUUUUUGAGUGGCACUAUGAUACUUUUAGGGAAAGAUUGUUGAACUGGCAAUGUAAACAUGCCUUAAAUGGGCAACAAAUCAAGCGGAUGAAUGUUUUCAUAAAACUAACUGAUUGUUAAAC